CAAAAAGUAUAUUAAUUAAAAUAAGUUUGUAUUAUUUAUUUUUAAAAAGGUUAAAAUGAAUUUUUACUUAGAAAAAGUUUUUAUUAUCUUAAUAACUUAGCUCAUAGGAAUACUAAGUUAAGGUACCUCUUUGUCAGUACCUAUUUGGUAUCCAUCAUCACCUUCUUAUUAAUUAAAUUAAUAAGAUAUUUGUUCCAGUGAUAAUAGUGCAACACUCUUAAGAUGUCUCUAUCCACCUAAUUAGAAUUGUUGCUUAGUUUAUAGCGACUAGUGCGGAAUAUCCCUUACUUGUGCAAAUUUAAAUGACUAAUCUGCCUCUCUAUUAAAUAAUAAAGUUAAUUUACUUGUUCAAGAUAUGAUAAUAUAAGCAAACACUUAAAAUAUAUGGAUUGCUGAUUCUGCGUAUAUCUAUUUAUAUACAAUUUCAUAAAUUUCAUAGUAGAAUUUUGAAAUAAGUUAAAAAAUGAGAAUGGAAAAAGCUAAGAAUGCAGGAACCACAACGAGCAUCUAAUAAUUUAGUUUUCUCAGUAAUAGAUUGUUUUUUAAUUGUCUAGGAGGGGUCUUUAUUUAUGAUAUUUCUAAUACUAAUUUACCUCAAUUAGUUUCUGUAAUUAAGGCUAAUUAAGGUGCGUAACUCAUAGAAAUAGCACCAUAAAUAAAUUAAUUAUUUUUGGUAGAUGGAACUUAUAGAAUUUUAAAGAUAACAAAUAAGGAAGACUUCACUCAAUCUUCUUAAAUACCUAUAAAUACACAAGAUUAGUGUUCUUUCCCAUUUACUUUUGUAUCCUUAAACUAUCUUUUUAACAAUAGGUAUUUAAUUGUUUAGUAAACCAACUCUAUUAUUGCAGGAGCUGAUAUAACUUAGUUUUUAUAAACAGGAAAAUGCAGCGAUUUACAGUUUAAUCAACUUUAUUCUAACAAUAGCACAUAUACAAUUGUUUAUAUAACUCCUAACAAAUAAUACAUAUUCCUUGUUUAAGCGAAUAUUUAUAUAAAUGUGAUAGAGAUGAGCUAUGAUCCUAAUUUAGCUGCGAACAUAUUCUAAGUGAUUGCAGUUAAUAAAUACAUUUACUAUUUUACCCUUUCGCUUGACCUUUCAUUUCUAGUUGUAUCAAACCAGGUAACAAUAGACUUUUUUUUUUAAAAAAGUAAUCCUAAUUACAAUUCAAUGACUCCUAGUAUUAUUAAUUUACCUUAAAUAAUUUCAUAUGUAGAUCCUAAAGUAUCUUCAACUCCUGUUGAGCCUUAUGAUUGCCAAUUUACAUAAACAAAGGCAUAUCUUAUCUAUACUAAAGGUUCAUAUGGAACUUAUAUAAUUUAAGAAGACCAAAAUAGCCACUUUUUAUAAGUGAGUUAAAGUAUUAACCCUCCACCUACUCCUUCUGAAACCUUAAGGAUGUCAAGAGCAUUUAAUAAUGACUAAAACCUUCUAAUUGGUAGAGGUACUAUUAUUUACAUAUAUGAUAUAUCCAAUUUGUUAGUUCCUGUUUAGCUAUCUAUGCUUAAUUUUGGAUUUAGUGGUAUCUAAUUUCGCCGUUCUUAUAUUACAAAAGAUAUGAAAUAUGCUUUACUCGCUGGAGAUACAAAAGGUGUUUUUGUAGUGGAUAUAUCUGACUUAAAAAACCCUUUUCUUGUUACUACUGUUUAUCAUAAUUUUACAAGUUCAACACGAUGUUAUUAUAUUGAUAUGCCAACAAGUGAAAAGUAUGCAGUAGCAUCAUAUUUAUAUUUAGGUAUUAUAUUCUACGAUUUUACAGAUUUUAAGAAUCCAAAAAUUAUAUCUUAUAUGAUAAAUUAAAGUGCUCGUUCAACAGUAUUCUUCUAAAAUUAAAAUUUUUUGCUUAAAUCAGAUCUUUAACAAGGAAUUAUGAUUGUUAAUGUAACUGAUAUCCUGAAUCCAUAAAAAUAAUCCACUAUAAAGUAAGAUACAUCUGUUAAGUAAUGUGUUUUGGUUUAAAAUGAUCACUUUGCUGUAUGCACAUCCAAUUACCUAGGGAAUUUAUUAUUGAUAGAUCUAAGAGACUUAAACAAUCCUUAAAUAUACUAAAGGUAUGAUUUUAGAAACCAAAAAUUAAGCGGAUAUAAUGUAUGCCUAAGCUCUGAUUAGAAAACAAUUUAUUUGGGUUUAUUGAAUACUAUUGUUAGAGUAAGUCUUUACUCUAAUAUAUAAUUUGAGACUAAUUUAUUACUUCUUUAAAGAGGAUCUACUCAAUUAAACUAGCUUUUGGAUAUAAAAAAACCUUUUGAACUCGGUACCUAGGUGAAAGUAACUCUUCAACAAGUCUAUCCAUCCAGAUAAGCAACAAUCAAAGGAGCAAAGUUUUAUAACAACCAAAAUAUAUAAGAAUUACCUUUUUGGGCGACUUUUUCAACCUCUGACUCUUCACUUUCUCUCUCAUUUACAAUAUAAUCUAUAAGUAAUAGCAAUAUUUACUUAAAGGGUAGUAAUGGAAUUUAUUUUUACACAUUUUAAUUUAUAUUUAUAAUAAAUUAAUCUAUUCUUAACUACGAUUUUAUUAAUCAAAGCUUAAAUAUUGAUUAAAAUCUGUCAAAUCAAAUAUUUAUAGACUGCAUUUUAGCAGGUUUGCUAGAUAAUAAUAAUUAUUUUAAUGGUCAAUCAUUUGAUACAAUAAAUUAUCAUUUUUAGUAAAAAUAUUUAUAAAGUCAAAUUUAAUUUAUAUUUUAUGUGCUGAGUAGCAGAUUCCUUUACUACCCAAUUUAGUUAAAUGUGUAUGACUCCUUAAUAGUCAGCAUAGAAGAUAUAAAUUCUAUACCCUACAUUGAUUCUGUAAAUAGCUAUAUUUACAUAGAUCUAACAGUUGAUAAGUAAUAAGCAAAUUUUAUUCCAUAUACUUAUAGUGGAGUAUUGACUUAUCUUAGUGAUAAGAAUGAUUGGCUGAAAAUUGAAGGUGAUUUGAAUUCAGUAAAUCUUGUUAUUUAAAAAGGAAUUCAGUUAGCCAACUUUACCUAAGAUAUUUCUAACAUCAAUAUUACUAUGACAUUUGAUGAUAAAGUCAAUAAACUUAUUACAAAAACUAUUUAGGCAUCAUUCAAGCAUAUAAUUAAAUUGAAUUCUCCAAUAUUAAAUAACCCACAAUUAUCUCUUUAAGAAGACUUUGAGAAAAAAUUUUCAGGCGGGUCAAUAAAUAUAGAGGAUACAUUUAGUUAUACAUUUAGCUCUUCAAUUUUUAUUAAUAAAGACAAUAGGCAAAUUUAAUACGAAGCUCUGAUGCUUUAUAAUGGAGAAUAUUUACCACUAUCUUAGCAAAGUUGGCUGCUUUUCUAGUCUGAAGAAAGAACUUUUGUAGGAACAACUAAAUCAAGUCAAUAUAAAUAAUCUAUACAUUUAUUAAUCAAUGCAACUGAUGGAUUUACCUACGCGACUGCUUCGUUAGUCCUACAAAUAGACUCUAUUCCAAUCUCAUACUUAGUUCUUUUACUUUUCCAAAUAAUAAGUCCUCUUUUAGGUAUUAUUGGAUUUUGGAAAUAUCGUUCAUCUUUUUACAACUUUGUCUAAAGAAAAUCAUACUGCACUACACCAAUAGAAAUAAUAUGUGGGGAAGAAGUUAUUUUUUAAAUUCCAUUGCUCGGAAACAAAUUAAAAACAGCAUAAUCUCUUUGGAAUGCAUAUUUUAAAUCUUUAGACAAAUAGGCUAUUAUUAAAGAAUUUUAUAUAUAAAAAUAAAUAAGUGAACCUAUUUUCAAAAAUAGUAAUUCCAAACUCAUAGCUUAGCAGCAAUAAGAUAACAACGAAAUUUAAAAUAGUAAAUUUUCUAAAUAAUAGGAAUAUUUUUAAAACUAAAAAAUUUCUAUAUCUUAAAGCCCUUCUAGUUUAAAAAGAUAAUUAUAAAGAAAUUUAAGAAAAUAAACUUAAUUAUCUUAAAUAAAAUAAAUUGGCUAAAAUGAAGAUUCAAAUAAUUAAGCUGAAACGAAUUGGUAACUAGUUACAGAAAAAUAAUAAAAUUUUCUCUCUAAUUAGAAAGAAGUUAAAUUGCAUUAUUUCAAUUAUGAUAAUACCUUGAAUUUUCCUUAAAUUAUUAUGGAAAUUCGUGAAUAGUAUAUUAAUAAUAGCAAAUGUCCAAGUAAAAAAAUAAUUGAAUAGCUUAAUAAUCCCCUGUCUAUGAUUUGUCGAGCACUAACAGGAUUAGCUACAAUUUCUAUAGCUGGUUUUUUAUCAGAUAAAAUGAUAUAAAAUUCUAUAAAUUAUUUAAAAGUCUAUGCAAAAACAAAAGGAUUCUCUGAAGCAGAUUGGUACAAAUAUUAUAUAAUUAUAUAGCCUUAGUUUUCAAGAAUACAUUUUGAUUAAUUUCCAUUAAUAAAGAUAUAAGAAGAUCACUUAUAAAUGGUUCUAAAUAUUUUGCUUUAUGAAACAGAACUUAAAUAAGAAGACAUAAAUAAUUUUUAUUAAAAAUACUUUCCUUUCAUCAAAGAUAGCCUAACUGCUAUAGCUUUAGGUUUCACUUAGGAUGGAUAAGGGAUUAUACCAAAAAUAAGAGGGGAAUGCCUUGAAAUUAAAUCCCAUAAAAUUUAAAAUAUAAAAACAUUUAGACCAUUUAUCAAAAAAAGAUGUUUUCUUAAUAAAACAAUAUCUAAAAGUGAGACCUUGGUUGAUAAAGAGCUCUCUAAAAUUUAAGAAAUUCCUUCGUGGAUACUAAGUAUAGAUCUUGCUAAUAAUGUGAUAUUAAUCAAAGGAAAAACAUAACAUAAAGAUAUUGGUUAAUAUGUUUUGAACAUCUACGACGACAAGCAUUUUGUAAUAAAGUAAAUAAGAGUUAUCAUAAAACCAGAAAGUAAUUAAGAAUGCGAUAAUUUUAAAGAAAAAUCUCCUUUACAACUUUCAUAGUAAUUUCAUUCAGCUUAAAAUGUUAUUAAACCAUAAAUAAUGGGAAGUGAAUAUACUGCAGAAGAGGAUUUCCCUCUAGAAGCUAGUAGUAGCUUAAACAAUCGUUAUUUUGGAGCUUCUCAGUCACUAAAAAGUAAAUCUAAUUAAUUAAGUGAUAAAAAUAAAAUUAUACUCUGAUUUUUGUAUAAUAAUUUUAUUUAAGAAGUUGCUGAAAGCUAAAAUAAAGAAGAAAACAUUAUAUUUUUAAAGUGGAAAUCAAAACUGAAAAUGUAAAUUACAAAAUUAAAAAUUAAAAAAUGAUAAAUCAUUAUAGAAAUGCAUCAAAGCAAAUAAUUUCUGAUAUUGGAAUAU
This is a messenger RNA of Tetrahymena thermophila SB210, 5194 nucleotides long. RefSeq lists its product as hypothetical. The transcript has a single exon. Lineage: Eukaryota; Ciliophora; Oligohymenophorea; Hymenostomatida; Tetrahymenidae. Gene Ontology annotation, molecular function: calcium ion binding; protein binding. The record is from RefSeq and is a predicted model, not a curated record. Gene Ontology annotation, cellular component: membrane.